GUUUUUUUCUUCUACAAUUUCGUUGGAUCUUGUUUAGUGAUUUUGAAGAAAUGUUGAAGUUUUGGUAUUAGGGUUUCUCUUAAUUCUUGUGAACUUUAGCUUGUUUGUGUUUGAUUUCACAUUUGGGAAAUCAUUAAUAAUCUUCUAGGUUCUUUUUUGUUUAAUUCUUUGUUUGCAUUUCUAGCUCUAAUUUGGUUAAGUUACGGUUUACGAACUAAAUACAUUCCGAAAUCUGCAUUAGUGUGUUAGAUGUUAGCUCUUACCUACUACGCUUCCGAAUUUUAUCGGAUUAUGGCUGAUGAUCGAGAUGAAGAUUCAAAGUCACGUAGAUUUUCUUCGCGUAUUUGCAAUUUUGAUUUCCAGGCUUUAGAUAGAGUUUUGAUUCAAGCUGUAGGGGAAAAGAGAGAAGAAAAAUGUCGGGAUCUGAAACUGGUGUUAUCACCAGUAGAGAACCUUUCGGCGUCGGCGUUCAAAAUAGCUCCUUACACUCGCAAUCGGCGGCUCAGAAUAUGCGAUUAGCCUUUGGCGCCGAUGGGACAGGCUACAAGCCUGUAACUCCUUCGACCUCACCGUCUUACCAAUCCUCCAUGGCCGGUGUUUCUGGUAAUGCCGGAAUUGAGGGAUCGGCUGGUGGAGGAGGAGGAGGGUCUAUGUUGCCUCAUGGGUUCAACAUAAAUUCGGUGGGCAGUGAGCAAAUAAAGAGGAAGAGGGGUAGGCCGAGGAAGUAUGGACCGGAUGGCUCCAUGGCUUUAGCUUUGGGUUCUGGGCCGCCAUCAGGAACUGGAUGUUUUCCUCCUUCAAAUAUGGCUAAUUCUGCUUCUGAAGCUUUGGGCUCACCAAAUUCAUUGAAGAAAACUAAAGGCAGGCCACUUGGUUCUAAGAAAAAGCAACAAUUGGAAGCUUUAGGAUCGGUUGGCAUUGGAUUCACCCCACAUGUUAUUGAUGUGAAGGCUGGAGAGGAUGUAUCGUCAAAAAUAAUGUCCUUUUCUCAGAAUGGCCCCAGAGCUAUAUGUAUCCUGUCUGCAAAUGGAUCAAUAUCAAAUGUGACUUUACGUCAACCUGCUACAUCUGGUGGAACUGUUACUUAUGAGGGGCGAUUUGAAAUUUUGUCUCUUUCGGGUUCGUUUCUCCUGUCUGAAAAUGGUGGUCAGAGGAGCAGAACUGGUGGGUUGAGUGUAUCUUUGUCCGGUCCAGAUGGUCGAGUUUUAGGUGGCAGUGUGGCAGGUCUUCUCACAGCUUUAUCUCCUGUUCAGGUGGUGGUUGGAAGUUUCAUAGCCGAUGGCAACAAGGAACCGAAGCCAGCUCGACAAAAUGAACUCACCACUGUCUUACCAAUGCUAAACACAGCCGGCUUCGGUCACUUGACAGGUGGAGCCAGCAGUCCAUCCCAUGGGACGCUGAGUGAGUCUUCCGAUGGCAGCCCUGACAGUCCCCUCAACAACAGCUCUGGAGGAUGCAACAACAGCAACCAUCCACAGGGCAUGUCCGGCAUGCCAUGGAAGUAAGUAUCCUAGCGAUUGAAUCCUGCUAUGGUCCGAUGAUGUGUCGAUAAUCUAAUUUCCAUGAUGGGGAUGGGUGCUGAAAGUUGUAUUUCUAAUGUCUUUUGGGGUGUCAAGGGAAGCUUUUGUAAUUUGUAAUUGUUCUUAAAAGAAAAAAAAAUCAGUUUUAGCGUGAUACUAGGAAAUCCAAGUAGGGAGAGGUUCACUGUCUAAUGUUUUUGUUCGUCAAAGGGUUUGUUUGAUUUGUUAGAUUGAGCUAUGAGGUCAGUAGAAGAGAGUUGGAUGGUUUUAGUUAGGUUAGUGUUGUAACGACAUAUUAUUAACUUUAAUCAAUUUCUGUCCUGUUUUA
Cucumis melo (muskmelon) is the source of this 1848-nucleotide messenger RNA. RefSeq names its product AT-hook motif nuclear-localized protein 10-like. Lineage: Eukaryota; Viridiplantae; Streptophyta; Magnoliopsida; Cucurbitales; Cucurbitaceae. The transcript is spliced from 5 exons. The record is from RefSeq and is a predicted model, not a curated record. Bases 414 to 1505 code for a protein of 363 amino acids. Gene Ontology annotation, molecular function: minor groove of adenine-thymine-rich DNA binding.